Messenger RNA from Salmo salar (Atlantic salmon), 2500 nucleotides. RefSeq names its product bifunctional heparan sulfate N-deacetylase/N-sulfotransferase 4-like. The record is from RefSeq and is a predicted model, not a curated record. Gene Ontology annotation, cellular component: Golgi apparatus. Lineage: Eukaryota; Metazoa; Chordata; Actinopteri; Salmoniformes; Salmonidae. Gene Ontology annotation, molecular function: heparan sulfate N-sulfotransferase activity; deacetylase activity.
GGCUCACGAGGAACGAACCGGAUCGAUGCUCUCCUUCUACAAUGUUAUCAGCGCUCAACUCGGGGCGCCGUCCGACAUCCGAUCUCUCCAGAACCGCUGUCUCACCCCAGGACUCUACAAUACACACCUGGAGAGAUGGUUAACACACUACCCUGUAGACCAGCUGAUAAUUAUAGAUGGACAGCAGUUGAGGAGAGAUCCAGCAGCAGUCAUGGAGGAGGUCCAGAAGUUCCUGGGAGUUACUCCUCACUACAACUACACACGGACUCUCAAGUUUGACCAGCAGACGGGUUUGUGGAGUCAGCUUUUAGAAGGGGGGAAGACUAAGUGUUUGUGGAGUAAAGGACAGGAAUACCCUCCUAUGGAACCAGAGGCACGGUCCUACCUGUCCAGGUACUAUAGGGAACACAACAUAGACCUGUCCAAGCUGCUCCAUCGGCUGGGUCAGCCUCUCCCCUCCUGGCUCAGGGAGGAACUACAGAAGGUCAGUUAACAGGGUUAAAGGUCAGGGUUCAGGGGACACCGGCUGGGGUCAGCCUCUCCCCUCCUGGCUCAGGGAGGAACUACGGAAGGUCAGUUAACCUCUAACCUCUACCAGCAGCCCAGGUUCGUAGGUCAGGUGUUAAGGGUCGGGGGACCAUUAAGAGGAAGAGGGCGUGACCUUUCAGGACCUUCUCAAGACCGUGGUGAAGGAUGGAAGAGAGACUAUGAACUAUGAACUAUGAACUCUGUCCUGGCUUGACCUCACAGAGGAGAAGAGACACUAGAUCACUGAUGUAUGGAGGGAUAACUGGAUAUCUUGGUCUCUGAACUCAGAGAGAUAACUGGACAGAUGAAUGGAUAGUCUCUGAACUCAGAGAGAUAACUGGACAGAUGAAUGGACAGUCUCUGAACUCAGAGAGAUGAAUGGACAGAUGAAUGGAUAGUCUCUGAACUCAGAGAGAUAACUGGACAGAUUAAUGGAUGGUCUCUGAAUUCAAAGAGAUAAAUGGACAGAUGAAUGGAUAGUCUCUGAACUCAGAGAGAUAAAUGGACAGAUGAAUGGAUAGUCUCUGAACUCAGAGAGAUGAAUGGACAGAUUAAUGGAUAGUCUCUGAACUCUGAGAGAUAAAUGGACAGAUGAAUGGAUAGUCUCUGAACUCAGAGAGAUAACUGGACAGAUUAAUGGAUAGUCUCUGAACUCAGAGAGAUAACUGGACAGAUGAAUGGAUAGUCUCUGAACUUACAGAGAGAUAAAUGGACAGAUAAAUGGAUAGUCUGAACUUACAGAGAGAUAAAUGGACAGAUAAAUGGAUAGUCUCUGAACUCAGAGAGAUAACUGGACAGAUGAAUGGACAGUCUCUGAACUCAGAGAGAUAACUGGACAGAUGAAUGGAUAGUCUCUGAACUCAGAGAGAUAAAUGGACAGAUGAAUGGAUAGUCUCUGAACUCAGAGAGAUAACUGGACAGAUGAAUGGAUAGUCUCUGAACUCAGAGAGAUAACUGGACAGAUGAAUGGAUAGUCUCUGAACUCAGAGAGAUAACUGGACAGAUGAAUGGAUAGUCUCUGAACUCAGAGAGAUAAAUGGACAGAUGAUGGAUAGUCUCUGAACUCAGAGAGAUAACUGGACAGAUGAAUGGAUAGUCUCUGAACUCAGAGAGAUAACUGGACAGAUGAAUGGACAGUCUCUGAACUCAGAGAGAUAACUGGACAGAUGAAUGGAUAGUCUCUGAACUCAGAGAGAUGAAUGGACAGAUGAAUGGAUAGUCUCUGAACUCAGAGAGAUAACUGGACAGAUGAAUGGAUAGUCUCUGAACUCAGAGAGAUAACUGGACAGAUGAAUGGAUAGUCUCUGAACUCAGAGAGAUGAAUGGACAGAUGAAUGGAUAGUCUCUGAACUCAGAGAGAUAACUGGACAGAUGAAUGGACAGUCUCUGAACUCAGAGAGAUAACUGGACAGAUGAAUGGAUAGUCUAUCUGAACUCUGAGAGAUAACUGGACAGAUGAAUGGAUAGUCUCUGAACUUACAGAGAGAUAACUGGACAGAUGAAUGGACAGUCUAUCUGAACUCAGAGAGAUAACUGGACAGAUGAAUGGAUAGUCUCUGAACUCAGAGAGAUAACUGGACAGAUGAAUGGAUAGUCUCUGAACUCAGAGAGAUAACUGGACAGAUGAAUGGACAGUCUAUCUGAACUCUGAGAGAUAACUGGACAGAUGAAUGGAUAGUCUCUGAACUCAGAGAGAUAACUGGACAGAUGAAUGGAUAGUCUAUCUGAACUCUGAGAGAUAACUGGACAGAUGAAUGGAUAGUCUCUGAACUUACAGAGAGAUAACUGGACAGAUGAAUGGAUAGUCUCUGAACUCAGAGAGAUAAAUGGACAGAUGAAUGGAUAGUCUCUGAACUCAGAGAGAUAACUGGACAGAUGAAUGGAUAGUCUAUCAUCCCUCCUCUGGUCCACUCUCCAUCCACCUCCCUCUCUUCUUCUCUCUCUCUCUCAUCCCUCCUCUGGUCCACUCUCC